This is a messenger RNA of Micropterus dolomieu (smallmouth bass), 4748 nucleotides long. It is a transcript of the gene blm, whose product is annotated as BLM RecQ like helicase. Gene Ontology annotation, cellular component: cytoplasm; nucleus; chromosome. The record is from RefSeq and is a predicted model, not a curated record. The transcript has 22 exons. Gene Ontology annotation, biological process: double-strand break repair via homologous recombination; telomere maintenance; DNA replication. Gene Ontology annotation, molecular function: four-way junction helicase activity; DNA binding; 3'-5' DNA helicase activity. The coding region runs from base 255 to 4514 and encodes 1419 amino acids. Lineage: Eukaryota; Metazoa; Chordata; Actinopteri; Centrarchiformes; Centrarchidae.
GGCGCUAAAUCUGUCUUCUGUCUGCCGCAUACAGAAACUAAAUGUUGGGGUAAAAUUAGUAGAUAAGACUGUCUGAGUUUAAUGAACUUUACUGAAUUACAACCCCGCGGCGAGACAAACUCAGCGCGAGCCUCCGGUCACUUGUCUCAUCCCGUGUCACGAGCAAUGCUGAAGAAACUGGCCGCCGCAACUUUGUGAACCUAGCUCGGACUGCUAGCUAGCUAACGCUCGCUAGUUCAGCUUCUUCUCCAACAAUGUCUACUCUUCCACAAAAUAACUUGAAGGAACAGCUGGCGAGGCACAGCAAUGCGGCUCAGACCAGGUUGUCUCUGGCUAAACCCAAAUCGGGGGCCUUUUCUUUCAGAAAGAAGUCCUCAUCGGGUACAACCAAGGUGGCAGUCCCGACCAAGGUAAUCUGCACUAGUGUUUUGACAGACAGGAAUGUCAAUGUCCCUAAGAACAGUUUGGUGACUAAAUCUCCUUUGACAUUUUUAAACAAGCUUGAGAGAUCUCAAAAAUCCAAAAUCAACAACUUCUUCUCUGUAAGUACAAAAGACAAGUCGGACUCCAUUAGCCCAACAGGUAACUGUGCUCCUGCAGGCCAGACUCCUUCAGCAGUGUCUGGUCCAACUAAAUCUGACAACCAGAUUAAAAGUGGCACACAAGGCAGUUCCAUAAGUCUGGAUGCAUCUCUUGGAUUCCCAAUGGAUGACUGGGAUGAUUUUGAUGACUUUGAAACUACUGCCAAAGGAAAAAAUGACUCAGUCAGAUCCGAAGUAUCGGGGAAGAGCUCCAAUCCACUGUCAUCUCCCAGGGAAGACAAAACACAAUUCACAGGGAAACUAAACCAUGAUGCCUCUCUUAUGACGCCAGAGGAAAGCAACAGUUCUGCAAGCAAGAAUGGUCUUUGCAGAAGUGAACUAUCUUGUAUGAAAAUAGAUGAACUGGAGCACAGUGUUGACAAAGCUGCAGUUUCACCCGGACAUAGUUUGAACCAGGACCCAGCAGAGUGGGAACUUGAGGAUUCUCCAGUUAAAAUGAGCAGAAGACGUCCUCCUGCCCAUCUUCAGGCUGUCAUGAGUGAUAGUGAAGAGGACAACGAUGUGCUCGAGCCUUUUAAAGGAAUGAAAGAUGAUAAGAAAACAUGGAUUGACCCAGAGGUAAUAGAGCUUGAUGGCAACUCAGAGCCUGAAGAUGACCUUGAUUACAUUCCCCCUUCUCCGAUCCCUGAUGAGAUCUCUUACACUACUUCUGCAUUGGAGAUGAGAUCUAAAUCAGCUGAUGCUGAAAGCAGAUACAGUCCUGUGCAAUCAAAGGGACCCGUCACAGCACUACAUGAAUCUGAUCACACAUUAGACAAAACAAAUGAGCAACUGUUAAGUAUCAUGGAGUCCAUUUGUGCUCUGGUCGAUUUCAUCCCUGAACAUGAGCUAAUAGCUCUGUCUUGUGGAAGUGAGCUUUUGCUGAAGAGGGCUCAAAGGAAGAGGAUCCUUGCAACUGGUGGCGGCAGUUCAUUGAGGAUGCAGCAGCCCGACAGCACUAUGAUUUCUGAACCCAGCUUUAAAGACAAAUCUUCUUUUAGCUGUGAUACGUCGAGUGUUAUGUCAUCUAGCAGCUCUGUGCCUGUGGACUCCAAGAAGCCUCCUCCGAUCAGGAGAUCUUCUUUCAUCUCUGUGGACUACGACUCUGAUCACUCUGACAGUAUUAUUAUUGGGAAACCCAUUCACAGCAGGACCAUGUAUGUAGAACGUGAGAGUAUCUGUGACUCUCCAUCAACCCACAGCCUCACAAAUCCAUCUUUUAAUUUCUCUAAGAAAACAAGCACAAACCAGGAUGGUUCAGAUCUCUUCUUCUCACCCAAGAAGCCAGAAACUGGUUUUCAGAACAAACCUGAAACCCCAGUAACCAUGACAGCGGCAGAGGACAUAGAACCAGAUGACUUUUACAUUGACGACUUUGACAUAGAUGACUUCAACGACUCAGAUAUUCCUGGUUACUUUGAUGAACCGUCAGUGUCGGGACAAACGUCCGGCACCGUGACUCCAACAGUGAAAGAGGGGGGACCAAGCAAAUCUUCAUGGGAGAAGAAACCAACAACGCCUGCUCCUGCUCCCAAGCCUUCAAAGAUCUGCUCUCCUGAACCCACCUUCCGGAACCCGGCUCAUGACCGCUUCAGAGGGUUCAACUUCCCCCACUCACAGGAGAUGAUGAAGAUCUUUCACAAGAGAUUUGGUCUUCAUCAAUUCAGGUUCAAUCAACUUGAAGCAAUUAAUGCAACCCUUCAGGGAGAAGACACAUUUGUUUUGAUGCCCACAGGCGGGGGUAAAAGCCUGUGCUACCAGCUGCCUGCCUGCGUGUCAUCAGGAGUCACUGUGGUCAUCUCCCCACUUAAAUCACUCAUUGUAGACCAGGUCCAGAAACUCACUACACUGGAUAUCCCAGCAACAAGCCUGUCUGGUGAUAAAAGUGACACUGAAACAGGGAGGAUCUAUAUGCAGCUCUCCAGGAAAGACCCCAUCAUUAAACUGCUCUACGUCACUCCUGAGAAGGUGAGUGCAAGUAACAGGCUGAUCUCCGCCCUGCAGAACCUGUACGAGCGCCGCCUUUUAGCCCGGUUUGUCAUAGAUGAGGCCCAUUGUGUCAGUCAGUGGGGCCACGAUUUCCGGCCAGACUACAAGAGGUUGCAUGAACUGCGUCAGAAGUUCCCCAAUGUGCCGAUGAUGGCCCUGACAGCCACCGCCACCCCCCGUGUUCAGAAAGACAUCCUCAACCAACUGAAUAUGACUCGGCCGCAGGUGUUUACCAUGAGUUUCAACAGAACAAACCUGAAGUAUGCCGUGUUGCCCAAGAAACCCAAAAAGGUUGAUGAGGACUGCAUCACCUGGAUCAAGAAGCACUACCCCCGUGACUCUGGUAUUGUGUACUGCCUGUCCCGCAAUGACUGUGAUGCCAUGGCUGAGAGUCUGCAGAGAGCAGGGAUUUUAGCUCUGUCGUAUCACGCAGGCCUGCGUGACAGUGACAGAGAAUAUGUGCAGACCAAGUGGAUCAAUCAGGACGGCUGCCAGGUCAUCUGUGCCACCAUAGCCUUUGGCAUGGGCAUUGACAAGCCUGAUGUGCGCUAUGUGAUCCAUGCCAGUCUGCCAAAGUCAGUGGAGGGUUACUACCAGGAGUCUGGGAGAGCUGGCAGAGAUGGAGAGAUCUCUCACUGUAUUCUCUUCUACUCCUACACCGACGUUCACCGCAUCAAGAGGAUUAUCAGCAUGGACAGAGAAGGUGACAGACACACCAAGUCGACUCAUUUCAACAACCUACACAGCAUGGUGCACUUCUGUGAGAACGUGAUGGAGUGCAGAAGAAUUCAGCUGCUCGCAUACUUCGGGGAGUUGAAGUUCAACAAAAGCUUCUGUAAGGAGCACGCAGACGUCAGCUGUGACAACUGUUCCAAACCCAACCAAUACAAGAUGAGAAAUGUCACUGAAGAUGUGAAGAAGGUGGUGAGGUUUGUCCAGGAGAACUGCGAGAAAGUCGGAGCAAGGUUUGGUAAGACUGCUCAGCAAAACCGACUGACACUGAAUAUGCUGGUGGACAUCUUCAUAGGGUCUAAGUCUGCCAAGAUACAGACAGGAAUGUUCGGAAUGGGAGGAGCCUACUCGAGGCAUAAUGCUGACCGUCUCUUCAAAAAAUUGGUUCUGGACAACAUCCUAGUGGAGGAUCUCUACAUCACUAACAACGGCCAAGCUGUGUCUUAUAUCUCUGCUGGACCCAAAGCUAUGAACGUGCUGUCUGGGCGCAUGCAGGUGGAGUUCUAUGAGACAGAGAGCGCUUCAAGCAUCAGGAAACACAAAGCCGCUGUGGCCAAGAACGUCUCCCAGAGAGAGGAGAUGGUCCAGCAGUGUCUGAAGGAGCUGACGGAUCUGUGCAAGCAGCUGGGAAAAGCAUUUGGCAUUCACUAUUACAACAUCUUCUCCACCGCCACCUUGAAAAAGAUAGCUGAGAAGCUUUCUUCUGACCCCGAAGUCCUCCUACAAAUUGAUGGUGUGACAGAAGACAAACUGGAGAAGUAUGGCGCAGAAGUCAUUCAGGUCCUACAGAAAUACUCUGAGUGGCAGCUGCCUGCUGAGGAGCAGACUGACGAUGGUGGAGACGGCUGGAUAGACACGACACGAGGACGCUCACAGGGAGAUUACAAUGACGAGGACGACACUGAGUCCUCCACCUACUUCCAUAAUCAGGCUGCACAGGGCCAUAAGAGAAAGAAAGCUCCUUUCUUCAAGUAUUCCAAGAAGAGAAAGGCAUAUGGCAACACAAGUACCAACUCCAAAGGUCGUGGCUACAGCAGCAAUAAAUCAUGGUCAUCAUCAAGCUCCAGAGGUGGAUCCAAAGCUGCAGGCCGGGGGUCCAGGAGCUCAGCGGGGGACGCAUCAGUAGGCAGGCGGCCAGGCUUCCUGUCCGCCCCAAUCCCUCAAACCAACCAGCGACCCUUCUUAAAGCCAGUCUUUUCACACUUGGACUAGUGCCAUCCUCUGGAUCUGAAUUCCUAGGACAGCAAAGUACUCAAACCAAUCUGUUGGUAAUUGUUGUAAAGUUUGUGUCUGUUAAAUCCCAACUGUUUAUUGAAACUGCUAAAAUUGUAUUUUUAAGUUCUGUACAGUUACUGUCAUGGUGUCCGCAUUUCAUAUUGAUUGCUGUAAAUUGUUAUGUAAAUUUUUCACUGUCCAGUUUUAUAUUAAAGACUCAUUGAAAUUUUA